AUGGCAUCGAUGGUGAAAAAUUUGAUGAUGUUCGGAAAAGGUUAUACUCCUUAUACGACCAGAAAUGAUACGCUAUCUGAUAUUUAUGAUCAAGCUCAAGUAGCAUCCUUAAAUGUUGAAGAGAGGAUGGUCAACGAUGAUAAAUUAGAAUUAUUCGUUCAAGUAAUCAUGGAGAGGGUUGUGUGCGGUAUUGACCUACGUGAUACAUUAACUAUAUCAGAUAUGGCAAAAAUCGAAAGCCCGAAUUUUCAAUUGUGGAGUGGAGCACCAAACAAACGAGAUUAUACACACUUUUUCAAAGAUAAAAUAAAGAUUGGAAAGAUGUUGAAAGUAAUGAUCGAUCGAAUCGUGAGAAAAUAUGAGGCAGAAAACGCGAAAUUACACUCAUUAAGAAUUUAUGGUUUACAGUUUUAUUGUUUAGACUUUGGUGAGAAUGAGACUGUAAAAUAA
Messenger RNA from Rhizophagus irregularis DAOM 181602=DAOM 197198, 450 nucleotides. The record is from RefSeq and is a predicted model, not a curated record. Lineage: Eukaryota; Fungi; Glomeromycota; Glomeromycetes; Glomerales; Glomeraceae.